Molecule: messenger RNA, 6340 nt
Organism: Salmo salar (Atlantic salmon)
Lineage: Eukaryota; Metazoa; Chordata; Actinopteri; Salmoniformes; Salmonidae
Gene: dgkza
Product: diacylglycerol kinase, zeta a
Biological process (GO): phospholipase C-activating G protein-coupled receptor signaling pathway
Cellular component (GO): plasma membrane; glutamatergic synapse
Molecular function (GO): ATP-dependent diacylglycerol kinase activity; protein binding
Source: RefSeq, a predicted model, not a curated record
UCAUCGACGCCACAGGCUGUUUUCAAAGGUAUUCGUUGCUUUUUUUAAGGCAACAUUAAAACCCGUGUGUGUCUGUGCAUUCAGUUUACGUAUGUAUGAUCGAGCAUUAACACUCAAGUAAACGGCUCAUCAAGGAGCUGUGAACUCUAUUACCAGAGUUAUUUUAGUGUAACCGUUCACCCCCACCCCGCCUCUGACACUCCCCCUCCAACAAGUCUGCCUCGGCUGCCUGGCUGUGACACACAUUCUCCCCACAUGAAUCGCUCUGUUGCUCGCUCUCUUUCUCUCUCUCUCUCACGGGCCACACAUGGACUAAAAGUUAGACAAGCUGGGAAAAGGCGUGGAUGGUCAUUUAUCUGCUUCCAUCAGCCACUGCAGAGGGACAUUGAAAAGGGAACCCACAAGCGGUGGGUUGUCAUGGACACCUUUUUCCGCCGGCACUUUAGACUGAAAGGGGCGGAACAAUGCCAAUACAGACGGCCUGGCGUGGCAGUGCCCACAAGCAAGGCUCGCCGGCGCUCCAGUGUAGGACUGCCCUCUGCUGGCCUGGUCCAACGUAGACGCUCUAGUGUGGGACUGCCAUUCACAGGUCCUGUCGGACGCAGAAGGUCCAGUGCAGGCUUGUCGCCGACUUCUCAAUCCCAACGAAGACGCUCCAGUGUUGGCCUGCCGUCAGGUUAUGUGGGCCGUAGGCGCUCCAGUGUGGGCUUGGCCUGCGCUGCUCACCAACAACGCAGGCGCUCCAGCGAGGUGCAGGGGUUACCCCACUGUUAUUAUGGAGGAGGGCAGCUAGUGAAGACCAGAUACUACACCAGGCGUCGCUCCAGCACCACCAUGGUCUGUGUCAAUCCCCGCUUCUCUGUCCGCCGCCGGCAAGCCGCCAAGCUCCGCACCAUCGACACCCAACUGCUGGGGCCUUCCAUGCUGCUGGCCAGCCUGGUCCAGAUGAGUGCGGAGCAGCAGAGAGCACCAGGGGCGCAGGGUGGGGAGGGGGCAUCAGGAGAGGGCACUGAGAGCUGCCCAUCCUCCUCGUGCUGCUCCGAGUCCGAGGGUGACAGCUGCAGUCAGAGAGAGUGUAGCACCAGGUCAGAGGGCAGCGGGAGUGAACAAGAGGGGACUGAGGCAUCAUCAUCAUCAUCAUCAUAUCCAGAGGGAGAGAGGACGUCUCCAUGGCAGGACUGGAAUCAGGCUCAUAGUAUGGCAGCCUUGACGAUGGAGAGCAUCCAGUCCCGGCCCCUGAUCCGCGCCCCACGCUGCCUGCGCCGUAACUCCUCCCACCUGCUGCCGGCAGAGGCGGUGCACCGUAGCAGGGCGGCCUACGGUGUGCACGGGCGCUACCGACGCUCCAGCCAGUUACGGAGGCCUUCCACCGUCUCCAACAGCGCCAGGCUAGUCCCCGCACCCAGCCGCAGGAGCUCUAUAGUGGCCCGCCACUCCUCCCGUUCCCUGUAUAGGAACUGUUCCGCUUGCUGGAAACCCAGGGGCCGCAGGGAGUCCCUCAGCCCCCUGCAGGGCAUCUACUACGACCCCCGCCUGGAGACUUGGAGUGGAUUCGUCUCGAAGGCCAUCGCUAAAUCGGGUCUACAGCACCUGUCUGCCCAGCCCAGUGCCUCAGCCCUGGCCAAGUUUGACCCGGACAGGGAGAUCCGGAGCAGCUGUGACUGGACCGAGAACGCCCUGUAUGGGGAGCACAUCUGGUUUGAGACCAAUGUCUCUGGGGACUUCUGUUACGUCGGAGAGCAGCACUGCUUCGCCAAGACACUGCAAAAAUCUGUAGCCCGGAAAAAGUGUGCAGCCUGCAAGAUAGUGGUUCACACAAUCUGCAUAGAACAGCUAGAAAAGUUAUUCGACACCGAGACUAUGCCCUAUGACGACAGCCUGCUUAUCGAAGACCCCACCUUUGGAAUAAACUUUAGGUGUAAACCGUCAUUCAGGGAAUCGGGGUCUAGGAAUAUACGAGAGCCCACCGUAGUGCGGCACCAUUGGGUCCACCGGAGGCGCCAGGAUGGGAAGUGUCGCCAGUGCGGGAAGGGUUUCCAGCAGAAGUUUGCCUUUCAUAGCAAAGAGAUUGUGGCCAUCAGCUGUUCAUGGUGUAAACAGGCAUAUCACAACAAGGUGUCCUGCUUUAUGCUGCAGCAGAUCGAGGAGUCCUGCUCCCUGGGUGCUCAUGCUUCUGUCAUCGUACCCCCUACCUGGAUUCUCCGGGUUCGCAGACCUCAGACCUCACUAAAGUCGAGCAAAAAGAAAAAACGGACCUCGUUUAAGCGCAAGUCCAGCAAAAAGGGAGCAGAGGAGGCGCGCUGGAAGCCCUUCAUAGUUAGACCCAUUCCCUCUCAGCUCAUGAGGCCGCUGUUGGUGUUUGUCAACCCAAAGAGUGGGGGAAAUCAGGGAGCCAAGAUUAUCCAGUCGUUCAUGUGGUACCUGAACCCUCGCCAAGUAUUUGACCUGAGUCUGGGAGGACCCAAGGAUGGGUUAGAAAUGUACCGUAAGGUGCAUAACCUGAGGAUACUGGCAUGCGGAGGGGAUGGCACGGUGGGCUGGAUCCUGUCUGCUCUGGACCAGCUCCAGCUGAACCCCCAGCCUGCAGUAGCCAUCCUGCCUCUGGGGACAGGCAACGACCUGGCCAGGACCCUCAACUGGGGGGGUGGUUACACAGAUGAGCCGGUGUCUAAGCUCCUGUCUCAUGUAGAGGAUGGGAACGUCGUCCAGCUCGACCGGUGGAAUCUAACAGUGGAGCCCAACCAGGAUGCUGGUGCAGACGAGAAGGAUGAGCAUCAGACGGACAAGCUCCCCCUCGACAUCUUCAACAACUACUUCAGCCUCGGCUUCGACGCACACGUGACACUAGAAUUCCACGAGUCUCGAGAGGCCAACCCGGAGAAAUUCAACAGCCGCUUUCGGAACAAGAUGUUCUAUGCAGGGACGGCCUUCUCGGACUUCCUCAUGGGCAGCUCCAAAGACCUAGCCAAACACAUCAAGGUCGUGUGCGACGGCACCGACCUCACCUCAAAGGUUCAGGAUCUGAAGCUGCAGUGCCUGGUGUUCCUCAACAUUCCCAGAUACUGUGCUGGUACCAUGCCAUGGGGCAACCCAAGCGAGCACCAUGACUUUGAGCCACAACGGCACGACGACGGCUGCAUUGAAGUUAUCGGCUUCACCAUGACCUCUCUGGCAACGCUGCAGGUCGGAGGUCACGGUGAGCGGCUGAACCAGUGCAGAGAGGUGACCCUCACCACCUACAAGUCCAUCCCCAUGCAGGUAGAUGGGGAGCCGUGCAAGCUAGCCCCCUCCACCAUCCGGAUCUCCCUGAGGAACCAAGCCAACAUGGUGCAGAAGGCCAAGAGGAGGACAUCUAUACCGCUCCUCAACGACCAGCAGCCCUUCCCGGAGAGGCUAAGGAUCCGGGUGAACCGUAUUAGCAUGCACGACUAUGAGGCCCUACAUUAUGACAAGGAGAAACUCAAAGAAGCCUCUAUCCCACUGGGACUUAUCGUUGUCCCGGGAGACAGUGACCUGGAAACAUGCCGCUCCCACAUCGAGAGGCUCCAAGAGGACUUCAUCUCCAUUCAUCCCUCCUUCAAUCGACUGGUGCUCCAGGAGGAUGAGGGAGCUAAACCAAAGACCCUUUCCUCGCAGAAGCUUUCGCCAAAGUGGUGCUUCUUGGACUCCACGACUGCAGAUCGAUUUUACAGAAUUGAUCGUGCUCAGGAGCACCUAAACUAUGUGACCGAGAUAUCCCAAGACGAGCUCUUCAUUCUGGACCCUGAGCUGGUCAUCACGGAGACGGUGAGCACCUCACCAGGGAUGCCUGAUCUGGUCGAUUCUUCUGGUGAACUCCCAGAGGCAUCAAGCAAGUUUGCCUUCCCGUCCUCCUCCUCUUCUCCUCCCCCCUCACCGGGACCCAGUCCCACCAGCCCACAAUCGGACAGCGAGGCCAUGGCCGUCAGACACAAGAAAUCCCACUUCUUCUCUCCCUCCGGCUUCCCCUUUCCUGUCAGGAAGAGGAUCACGGAGCUCCAGAAGACCACUCAGAGGAAGCGAACAUCCAGCGACAGCUCGGUGGUGGAGGCGCUGGCACACAGCGGCUCCCUCAGGUCCAGUAAGCCUGCCCUCACCAGGGCAGGAUGUAUCCAUCGAUCUAACACCACUGCAGCUGAUUUCAACCCAACAUUGAGGUCGGAGAAGAAUACACUGUGCAAUACAGACAAAGUAUCACCGGAAGUGUUGAUUGAAUGUGUGAAGCGCAAAGACCAUCUGAAGCUGAAGGAGCUGCACAAGCUGGGAGCUGACCUGUCAGUGCAGGACCCCCCAGGAUACACCCUGCUACACUAUGCUGUGGACACUGGUAGCAAGGAGACUGUCAAAUACAUCCUGGACAAUGCACCCACAGAUAUCCUGGAUGUAACAGAAAAAGAAAAUGGGGAGACAGUGUUGCACAAAGCAGCGUCACUGUGUCAGAGGACUAUCUGUCACUACCUGGUAGAGGCAGGGGCAUCCCUCAUGAAGACAGACUUACAGGGUGACACACCAAAGCAUCGUGCAGAGAAGGCCAAGGAUGCAGAGCUGGCUGCCUACUUGGAGAACCGGCAGCACUACCAGAUGAUCCAGAGAGAGGACCAGGAGACAGCUGUGUGACCUCCCUCUGCUCCCUGACCUCCAGCACCACUUCCCUAUCACCUAACCCUGUGCCAAAACUACUUUAGCUAAAAGAGGAAACUCACCAGAGAAGAUGGUUAAAAGAUAGCCAGUGUUGUAUUCUCCUGCUAGGGAGUUGGUUGGAAUCCUACUAGAUGAGAGACUCUUACGGUCCACCAUGUGAGAUGCUUGUGACCAGUGGACUUGAUUAUUGCACUGCCAAAAAAAAGCUGUUUUGUGUCGGAACGCUUGGAAGAAAUGGCUCUUCUGUUACAUUUUUUUCCUAGGUUGUGUUGCACUUGCAAUCCACCUAGACUGAAUGUUGAAUUUUGCUCCAGGGUUUUAGGACAGGAGCUAGGGUAAUUGAAUGUCUAGGUAAUUGUAUUGUUAUACUCUCCGAUGGAGCUGUAUCUCUCUGUGUCUAUGAAAGCAGCAUGAGCGUUUCAACUGUACGGAUCACAAUGAAUCAGUAGAUUUCAAAAGGGUAUGAACACUCUGAUCUGUAGGCCAGCUGUCUUUAAGGCUACCAAAAAUGACAUUAUUUUGAUUACGGUUUUAUUUGUUUGUUGUACAGUAUUAUAAUUUGUUGACUGAUUUGUCCACCCAUAAUGCAGUGUGAUGGUAUCAAACUAUCCACAAAAGUGGGGAAUUUUACACGUAAUACUUUUCUCAUCACCAAACAAUUUGAAUUGAGUAAAUCAAUAUUGUUCUACUUUAUGAUCACUUGGCAAAUUUCUUUUAUUUCUUAGUUUUAAUAAGGAUAUUUGGUACUGUACACUUAUCGUAGUAGCUCUGUGUUAAAGCAGUUUAUGCACUGCAGCUCCAAUUGCCUUGAUUUUCUUAUUUUGUUGGCUGAUUAGUUUGUAUUUAAUGUACUUAAUUAAGUCAUGGUGUAUUUUUAUUGCAUUUUUAAGCAGAUUGAUGUUUAUAUAAUUUGUACAUACUAUAAAUUUAAAAAUGUUUUGUGUUUGGUCAUUAUUUACUAUAAAAAUUUGCAUUUGAUAUGUAUUAGUUUCAGAACUACAAAGCAUUUCUUCUCUCAUGUUGUUACAGAAGUCAAAGGCGUAUUUAUUCACCUCAACAUUUUUUACAGAUUUGUAACAUUUAACUGCUUUAUGUUCGGCAAACUCAAACAUGUUCUGAAGGUUUGAGUUGUACAUUUACAGGGUGGAUGUUGUUUUUUUUACAUACAAAAAUAAUAAUUUGUCUUCAUACAAACCAAUCAUUUGUGGUUGCUAUUUAUUUUCCAUAGUUAUAAUCUGUUAAAAUAUGACUGGCCAUUUAAACCAGCAAUAUAAUUCAACAUAAUUUAUAAAGACCUGUGAUUAAUUUAAAUGGUGUUCAUGUUAUAUUGUGUAGAGAGUGAGGGGAAGGAAUUAGUCUCAUUCCAAAAGCUAUCCUACAGUAUAACUAGUUUAUAAUGUAGCACCACAGUAACUGUGGAUCUACUGUAUUUUGAAAUGAGUUGUUUCUCUGGAUGUUUUCUCUUAUUAUUUAAUCACUAAACAUCCUUGUAAAACAUACUCGUAAACACAUUAACAAGGUACACUUUCAUAUACACAUUUUUACUUGAUUGUGUUUGUUGUCAGAAGUUUAUAGUUUUGACCUUCAAACAACCCAUAAUGCCAACUAAGAUGCAUUUCAUUGUAAAUAAUUGCUGUUCUCUAUUAUGGCCAGAUACAUGAAUAAAUGUAGCACUGAAUCA